GUCUGCAGGAUGGUUGAAAAGGCAGCGGCGGUGAGAGGGACGCAGCCAGAGUGGGGUAUGCAGGGGAGUGGGAGCGCCGUCUCGUGGAGAUUAGUCGGGGCUCUUCCAGGGCUGGAUUUAUGGCACGCAGCUGUUGAGUGGCUGACAGACGUGUGAGCAGCUCAGGCACUGCUGCCUCUCAAGCUGCCUGUGCCGGCUCCAGCUCCGCUCACUGGUGCGUAGGAAAGGAGGACUGCCGUGCCUCGACACAACGCCAACAGAUGGUGCGGGAGCAGUAUGUCACCACCACCGAGGGCAGCAGCACGCCCAGACCGGCGCCCGACGACGUCUACAAGAUCGGCAUCUAUGGCUGGAGGAAGCGUUGCCUCUACCUGUUUGUGCUGCUGCUCAUCGUCAUCCUCGUGGUCAACUUUUCCCUCACCAUCUGGAUCUUCAGGCUGAUGUGGUUCAACUCGGCGGGGAUGGGACACCUGCAGGUAAACUCGGAUGGGGUCAAGCUGGAGGACGGCGAAUCUGAGUUCCUGAUGCCCGUCUACGCUCAGGAGAUCCACUCCAGAGAAGACUCUUCACUUCUAGCGCACUCAUCAGAAAAGGUUUCCCUUAAUGCCCGCAAUGAAAACGGAGACGUUACUGGAAGGAUCUCUGUGGGUCCUAAAGAGGCUCAGGGACACACUCCAAGUCUGCUCAUUAACUCCCAAUAUGACAACAUGCUGUUCACCGCAGAUGGCGACCAGGCAAUGAUUGGACCAGACAAACUGCGAGUCACAGGUCCUGAGGGGGCUCUCUUCCAGCAUUCAGUGGAGGUGCCACAGCUGAGAUCUGAAAUUCUAAAAGACCUGAGGCUGGAGUCCCCGACUCGCUCUCUCAGUAUGAAUGCUCCAAAAGGUGUUCAUAUCAAAGCCCUGGCAGGAAACAUCGAAGCAACUUCCAGGAUGGACGUUAUUCUUCAGUCAAGCGAAGGACUGCUGGUGCUGGAUGCUGAGACAGUGCGCAUGACCAAUUUGCCCGUGAGCAAGGAAGGGGUUUCUGGAAACGCUCAGGGUCUCUACGAGGUGUGUGUCUGCCUCAGCGGAAAGCUCUUCCUGUCCAAGGCUGGAAGGACGUCCACUUGCAGCGACAAUCAGGAGUGCUAGCCAGACUCUGAUAGGGUCAUCGAUUUUCCAUCUCUCAGAUGAUGCAUCCUCCAGGAGGCAGCAAGCACAACCGUUUGUACGCAUUCAGUUUUUACUUUUCAAUCUCAAUUCCACUGUGGGUCUGAGUAUCCCACAGGCACAGCGAGGCUUAUCAAAAAAAAAAAACAAAAAAAACCCAAUACCUGCUGGCAUACAUGAUGAAGAUGUAAAAAGCAUGCAUAAUUUCAGCUGCUUUUUAAAGAAUUCUAAGUAUUCAAAUUAAACAAAUUGGCUCAGUACCACAAUUGUCUGCAUCGGAGUUUGGUGGAGAAUUAUCACAAAACACACACACACACACACACACACACACACACACACACACACACACACACACACACACAGUAUCAUGGCUGGGCAAUGAGGAGCUGGUAACAGCUUACAUCCUAUGCAAUAUUAUCUUUGGGUGCAAUAAAUGAAAUUGACACAUAUCAAGGGCUUGGAAAAUUGAAAAAAAAAUCCCUCAAAUGGCAACAGAAUUUAUUGGAAAUAUUUAUUUUUGGCUUCAUCCUCCAAGCCCUUGGUAUGCUGCAUUUGUGUUUUGGUGUUGAAGUUGUCUAUAUUUAAAUGUGAGGGAAACCAUGAAAUGUUCAAAUAUUUUGUCAAAGUCAUGAGUAAGAAAUUAAUUUUUGUUUAGCCUCGAGUUCAGAAACAAGUUCACUACACACUUGGUUCUGUAGGAUUCGAAUACAGUAUGUUCCAAGCCAUUGUGGCACUACAAAGUGUGUGUCAUGCCGUGCGUGUAUAUGAGUGUGCUCUUUCCAGGUUUUAAGUCUAUGUAUGGGUGAGAUGACUUAUUUUGUUUUGAAGCAACAAGCAUGUAAUUCCUCUGACGCAGGAAAGAUAGCUUUUUUUUUGUUUUUCUAAAUUGAAGCCAGAUGUUCCGUUUGUACAAUAACUUCAAUGAAAAUAACCAAUAAAACCUUCUCUUCUCACACACACAGUGGCAGUAAAGCAAACACAAGCAGGCUUUGAAAAAGACUGUUCUGUGCAGAAACAUUGCCUUGACUUCAGUUUCAAUACAAUAUGCAUGAAAGGCACUUGACGGCUUUUGCCAUGAUUGCUGAAUGAGUGCUCCCAGGUGAGCAUAUUUACAAAUGGUUGCACCACCUCCUUUUGUGACAUGACUGUAUGACGGUACUUUGGUUUGCAGUUGUCAUCUCUGUCCUGGCUGAUUUUGAUAGUGUGAAAUGUGUAUUUAUUCAUUUUGUAUGUUGAAUAAACUUUGUGCUAUUCUUC
Molecule: messenger RNA, 2408 nt
Organism: Salarias fasciatus (jewelled blenny)
Lineage: Eukaryota; Metazoa; Chordata; Actinopteri; Blenniiformes; Blenniidae
Gene: sgcg
Product: sarcoglycan, gamma
Exons: 8
Coding region: 261-1133 (290 amino acids)
Biological process (GO): cardiac muscle tissue development; heart contraction
Cellular component (GO): sarcolemma; sarcoglycan complex
Source: RefSeq, a predicted model, not a curated record